AUGGUAGGGGAACGUCGAGAUGCGCUGCGCUGGGGCCGUGGCCUGGACCGCGUCGUUGAGAUCAGCGCCGCUGAUAGAGAGCAGCGUCCGCGAUGGCUGUGGUGGGCGAAUCGGCCGGCUCGACGGAGGCAGCGGGUGGUGUUGAAGGCGACGACGGGAGCUGGUCAGAUGGAGGGGGCUGACCGUUGCAGAAGGCAAGUGGUAUGGGAUGGGCGCGGAGGCGGCUGCGUAUGUCGUUGA
Molecule: messenger RNA, 240 nt
Organism: Purpureocillium lilacinum
Lineage: Eukaryota; Fungi; Ascomycota; Sordariomycetes; Hypocreales; Ophiocordycipitaceae
Source: RefSeq, a predicted model, not a curated record